Peromyscus californicus insignis is the source of this 481-nucleotide messenger RNA. Its product is annotated as U6 snRNA-associated Sm-like protein LSm5. Bases 10 to 285 code for a protein of 91 amino acids. Gene Ontology annotation, molecular function: RNA binding. Gene Ontology annotation, biological process: mRNA splicing, via spliceosome. The transcript has a single exon. Gene Ontology annotation, cellular component: Lsm1-7-Pat1 complex; U6 snRNP; U4/U6 x U5 tri-snRNP complex. Lineage: Eukaryota; Metazoa; Chordata; Mammalia; Rodentia; Cricetidae. The record is from RefSeq and is a predicted model, not a curated record.
GGCGUGGCCAUGGCGGCUAACGCGACCACGAACCCGUCUCAGCUCCUGCCACUAGAGCUCGUGGACAAGUGUAUAGGAUCCAGAAUUCACAUUGUGAUGAAGAGUGAUAAAGAAAUUGUUGGUACACUUCUAGGAUUUGAUGACUUUGUCAAUAUGGUGUUGGAAGAUGUCACUGAGUUUGAAAUUACACCAGAAGGAAGAAGGAUUACAAAAUUAGAUCAGAUUUUACUAAAUGGAAAUAAUAUAACAAUGCUGGUUCCUGGAGGAGAAGGGCCUGAAGUAUGAAUGGAUUUCCUUAUGCAAGAUUCUGGCUUUUUCUUAAACCUUUAAUGUCUAUAUUCUAUAAAAUGAAGUUUCCGUUAAAAGGAAAUACUUUGAAUAUAUACACCAUUUUUCUAAGCUAAUCAUGGUUAUUUUGAGAAAGGAAGAGGUUUGUUUUGUUUUUUAAAAGACUGAAAAAAUAAAGAUGUUUUUGGUUAAA